Messenger RNA from Trichoplax adhaerens, 519 nucleotides. RefSeq lists its product as uncharacterized. Lineage: Eukaryota; Metazoa; Placozoa; Uniplacotomia; Trichoplacea; Trichoplacidae. Gene Ontology annotation, molecular function: protein binding. Gene Ontology annotation, cellular component: kinesin complex. The transcript has a single exon. The record is from RefSeq and is a predicted model, not a curated record. The annotation marks the transcript as partial.
AAGUACGAUCAGGCUAUGGAUAUGUUUGACAAGUCACUGCAAAUUCGAUUGUCAGUCCUUGGUCACAAUCAUCCUGAUGUUGCGCGGUCAUAUAACAGCAUAGGAGUUGUCUAUGAUCACCAAGGCAAGUCAGAUCAGGCUAUGGAGAUGCAUAACAAGUCACUGCAAAUUCGAUUGUCAGUCCUUGGUCACAAUCAUCCCCAUGUUGCGUGGUCAUAUCACAACAUAGGAGUUGUCUAUGAUCACCAAGGCAAGUCAGAUCAGGCUGUGGAUAUGUUUGACAAGUCACUGCAAAUUCGAUUGUCAGUCCUUGGUCACAAUCAUCCCCAUGUUGCCAGUUCAUAUAACAACAUAGGAGUUGUCUAUCAUCACCAAGGCAAGUACGAUCAGGCUGUGGAUAUGUAUAACAAGUCACUGCAAAUUGGAUUGUCAGUCCUUGGUCACAAUCAUCCCCAUGUUGCCAACUUAUAUCACAACAUAGGACUUGUCUAUCAUCACCAAGGCAAGUACGAUCAGGCU